Messenger RNA from Oncorhynchus masou masou (cherry salmon), 9673 nucleotides. RefSeq lists its product as uncharacterized. Bases 2307 to 8867 code for a protein of 2186 amino acids. The record is from RefSeq and is a predicted model, not a curated record. Gene Ontology annotation, biological process: regulation of apoptotic process. The transcript has 19 exons. Lineage: Eukaryota; Metazoa; Chordata; Actinopteri; Salmoniformes; Salmonidae.
UUAGGUUGUAGUUAAUAUAGUAUUUAUAUGACUAUUUCUCUCUAUACCAUUUGUAUUUCAUAUACAUUUGACUAUUGGAUGUUCUUAUAGGCACUAUAGUAUUGCCAGUGUAACAGUAUAGCUUCCGUCCCUCUCCUCGUCCCUACCUUGGCUCGAACCAGGAACACAUUGACAACAGCCACACUCGAAGCAGCAUUACCCAUGCAGAGCAAGGGAAACAACCACUCCAAGUCUCAGAGCGAGUGACGUUUGAAACGCUAUUAGUGAGCACCCCGCUAACUAGCUAGCCAUUUCACAUCGGUUACACCAGCCAUUAGGCUAAUAGGCUUGAAGUCAUAAACAGCGCUGUGCUUGCGAAGAGCUGCUGGCUUACGAGCCUGCUGCUGCCUACCAUCACUCAGUCAGACUGCUCUAUCAAAUCAUAGACUUAAUUAUAACAUAAUAACACACAGAAAUACGAGCCUUUGGUCAUUAAUAUGGUCGAACUAUCAUUUUGAAAACAAAACUUUAUUAUUUCAGUGAAAUACGGGACCGUUCGCUAUUUUAUCUAACGGGUGGCAUCCCUAAGUCUAAAUAUUCUUGUUACACUGCACAACCUUCAAUGUUAUGUCAUAAUUACGUAACAUUUGGGCAAAUUAGUUCGCAAUGAGCCAGGUGGCCCAAACUGUUGCAUAUACCCUGACUCUGCGUGCAAUGAACGCAAGAGAAGUGACAAUUUCACCUGGUUAAUAUUGCCUGCUAACCUGGAUUUCUUUUAGCUAAAUAUGCAGGUUUAAAAAUAUAUACUUCUGUGUAUUGAUUUUAAGAAAGGCAUUGGUGUUUAUGGUUAGGUACAGUCGUCCAACGAUUGUGCUUUUUUUACAAAUGCACUUUUGUUAAAUCAUCCCCCAGCGUUGCAUCGAUUAUAUGCAAUGCAGGACACGCUAGAUAAACUAGUAAUAUCAUCAACCAUGUGUAGUUAUAGCUAGUGAUUAUGAUUGAUUGUUUUUUAUAAGAUAAGUUUAAUGCUAGCUAGCAACUUACCUUUGCUUACUGCAUUUGCGUAACAGGCAGUCUCCUCGUGGAGUGCAACGAGAGGCAGGUGGUUAUAGCGUUGGACUAGUUAACUGUAAGGUUGCAAGAUUGGUUCCCCCGAGCUGACAAGGUUAGACUCUUUCGUUCUGCCCCUGAACAAGGCAGUUAACCCACUGUUCCUAGGCCGUCAUUGGAAAUAAGAAUGUGUUUAUAACUGACUUGCCUAGUUAAAUAAAGGUAUAAAAAAUAUGUAAAAAUCGGCACCCAAAAAUACCCAUUUCCGAUUGUUAUGAAAACUUGAUUUCGACCCUAAUUAAUCGGCCAUUCCGAUUAAUCGGUCGACCUCCAAUACAUACAAUGUCUCCAUUCUCUCAAGGCUUAAAGAUCCUUCUGUCUCCCCGUCAUCUACACUGAUUGAAGUGGUUUUAACAGGUGACAUCAAUACGGGUUCAUAGGUUUCACCUGGAUUCACCUGGUCAGACAAUGUCAUGGAAGAGUAGGUGUUCUUAACCUUUUUGGGAUAGGGGGCAGCAUUUUCACUUUUGGAUGAAUAGCGUGCCCAGAGUGAACUGCCUCUUACUCUGUCCCAGAUGCUAAUAUAUGCAUAUUAUUAUUAGUAUUGAAUAGAAAACACUCUGAAGUUUCUAAAACUGUUUGAAUGAUGUCUGUGAGUAUAACCAAACUCAUGGCAGGCAAAAACCUGAGAAAAAAAUCCAACCAGGAAGUGGAAAAUCUGAGGUUUGUAGUUUUUCAACUCAGCCCCCAUUGAAGAUACAGUGGGAUAUUAAUUAUGUUUCACUUCCCAAGGCUUCCACUAGAUGUCAACAGUAUUUAGAACCUGUUUUGAGGAUUCUACUCUUAAGGGGCUCAUAAGAGCUCUUUGAGUGAGUGGUCUGGCAGAGUGCCACAGCCUCAGUCUGGCGUGCUCACAUGAAAGGUAGCUAUGUUCCACUUCAUUUGCAUAGACAAAGGAAUUGUCCGGUUGGAACAUUAAUGAAGUUGUAUGUUAAAAACAUCCUAAAGAUUGAUUCCAUACUUAGUUUGGCAUGUUUCUACGGGCUGUAAAGGAACUUUUUGAACUUUUCGUCCAACGCGACCUGAACACGCUUUUGGAUUUGUUUACCAAAUGCCCUAACAAAAGAAGAUAUUUGGACAUAACUGAUGAACAUUAUCGAACAAAUCAAACAUUUAUGGUGGAACUGGGAUUCCUGGUAGUGCAUUCUGAUGAAGAUCAUCAAAGGUACGAAGGCAGACAAAGUUUACAGAUAUGAAUCUGUAAGGGAACCCACAACAUGGCAAGCACACAGCAAUCUGCUUUUGAGUAUGUCCAAAAUGGCAGAGCUCUUCUUGAGGGUCACCUCCAGAAACCCUCCUUGGUCGUUGAUGAGUUGCGAAAGAAUAACAUCUUCAGCGAAAAACAAGUUAGAGAAAUUAAAUCCCAUAAAAAGAGGUCUGUCAAAACCAGAAAGAUGCUGGACAUGGUUAUCAAGAAAGGGGAAUAUGCCAGUUAUGAACUGUUAAAAAUAUUGUACAACACAAGGAACCAAACCUUACCAAGAACAAACCCUACCCAGAAUCAACCUCGCCACCCAGAUUUACAUCAAUGGAUCAGCUGCUUUUCGUUUACAGAUGACCCAGAUUUACAGAGUGGCCUCGUCUCUGAAUCAGGGCCUUGUGAGAGGUACAAAAGGCAGCUGCGAACGAAAGCCAUUGAGUUUCUUCAUGCAAAAUGGGACCAGCAAAUGCAUUUCCUCAAAGACAAGGCAAAAUUCAAACCCUUUACUUACAUUCCUGUCGUAAUGGACACCGACUUGAGUGAGUUGUCCAAAACUAAAAGCAAGUACAAAAAAGCACGCUCUAAGAAACUUAAGACUUACAUUCCAAGAGACAAGGGAAAACUGUCCCCUGGUCACUUACUGGAAAGCAGUGAGAAAAAGAUUCUACUUGUUGGUAAACCUGGCAUUGGAAAGACAACUGUUGUCCAGCAAGUUUUAAAUAUCUGGGCAGAGAAUGAGAAUCCUCAAGAGAGUUAUAUGUUCUACUUUGAUGAGCCUUCGAUGAGAUCAAUGUCUCACUCUUCACAGCCCUCAUCCUUGAGGUCUCUGCUGUUUGAAAGAUAUCUUAAGCCAGAGGAAGGCACAGAGGAUGUGAUGCUGUGUGAUAUUCAAAAUAAUUCAGAAAAUGUUAUCUUUGUGUUUGAUGGGAUCAUGGAUGUGAUUGGCAACCCCGUGCUAAAUAACAUUUUGGCAAAAGAACUUCUGUGUGAUGCCAAGAUUCUGACCACGUGCAGACCAGAGGCAGAAGACUGCGAGUUUUUAUCUGACUGGCCGUCUUACAGAGUGGAGGUCCAAGGAUUCAGCAAUGAGUCCAUCCAUGCUUACUUAAAGUGGAUGUUAGGCACUGAGGAUGACUAUGUUUGUAGUGUUGCGAGCAACGACGCACUAUUCAGUCUAUGCCAUGUCCCAAUGUACGCUUUCAUAGUGACUGCUUGUAUUUCAUUUAGUCCCUGUGAGGCUAAAAACCACCCAUGCACCAUAACAGAAAUGUAUGUGCGGAUCUUUCGUCAUUGCAUGAAAAGACAUGGUGACCAAAAUGUUGAGUAUCUGGAUAAGUACAUUCAUGACAAUAUGGGGAACAUCAAGUUUCUAGCUAUAAACUCUUUCCAAGCAUUACUUGCGAAAACCGUAAACUUGACAGAAAUGGAUUGCAAGGACAACAGUGUUCAACAUGCGUUCUUGACAUCCAGUGCAGCAAAGGAAUCGUCAACUGGCCAUUCGUUUGCUUUUCUCCACAACACGAUGCAGGAGUUUUGGGCUGCUCUUUUUCUGUUGAUGACACCUGGAAACAUCACCUCCGUCCUUCAACAGUGUCAGACAGAAGAAGGAAAGUACUUGAAGUACAUUGUGUCCUUCCUCUGUGGACUCUUGUCCAGUGACAUUGCUGAAUUGAUUAACUGUGUAGUGCCAGAAGACCAGAUAAGGGAAAUAUCUGACAUAUACCUUGAGAAAGUCAUAGACACCUUCCUCGGGUCUGCAAUACUACAGGGACAUGAGUCCCAUACCGAGUUGGAUGCUGAUCUCCUCUUCGUUUGCCAGUGCUUGUAUGAGCACCAGUCACCCGAAGCCUGUUCACUCCUUCUACAAAAAGUGGAGUAUGAGCUUGAUCUCAGUGGACAAUAUCUUGAUCCUCAACAGUGCUGUGCCGUGUCAUAUGUGAUCAACCAGUCCACAAACAGGAAUGUCCGUCUUUCCCUGAUUGACUGCACUUUCUCUGAUCCAGGAUUGAGGCUGAUUCUGGGCUCUUUGAAAAAUCUUCAAUGUCUCAGAUUGGAUCCCACUACACAAUGUCAGGUGUGGAAAGCUGCUCUUCACUCAGGGAACCCGAGUGACUCUGAAGGCUUGCUAAGACUGUGUGAAUAUGAAAUUCACUUAAGAGUCAUGGAGCAACAGGACCAAAAGGUGUGGGAGAGAGUGGGAGAGGUCCUGAAGCGCAAGAGACCAGAGAAGGUCAAACUCUGUCUACAUUUGGUUGACAACUCACUGCAUGCAGCUGAUUCCUUGGGAAAGAGCAUAUUUGACCAUUUGCCAAACGUUGAGGCUAUCAGGUUUGUUGAACCUGUUGAUCUGAGACAAUCAUUAGUGGCAUGGAAAAUGGAGGUGAGGUCAUUCCAGCAGGAUAUCUUGCUGCACGGGGCUCUGUACCAGAUGGCGACAGGACUGGAACGGGUAGAGGACCUGCAAGCAGUGCUUUGUCUGGCUAGCACAUGUUCUUUAGAGGAGCAGAGCAAAUUCAUUUUGAGUUUGUACCAACAUAUAGGAAAAUAUGAGAAUGAUGAAGGUGUAGCAGUUCUACCAACAUUGCAGCCAGUUUUCAAGUCAUUUCCUGCAGUCUGGUACAUACACUUUGCUGAUACGAAGGCCUCUGUCCUCCUUGAUGUGAUGAAACUCCAAAACGUGAAGAAACCAGUGGAGCUGUGGUGGUCAAAUGAUGAGUGUGACAUGAACCUCAUUCAUUGUUUGCCUUAUAUUUCACAGCUAAGGUUCAAUGACUGCAUUCUGAUCCAGUAUGAUGACACUAAAGGAACCAUUGAAGGCCUUUUGAAACUAUUCUGUUUUGCAAAGCAGUGUCAGCUUGAAACAGGAGAGGAGACACUGAGGAUGCUGUCGACGGUAUGCAGCUACUCAAACUUCCCUUUUGCGAGUGAUAACAAAGACGAACAGAGUGAUUUUCUGCUAGAUUUAUACUCCUCUGCAAAGUCAUUUGAACUUGAAUUGGAGGGCCAAAUUCUCCCAUCAUUGUUGACAGUCUUUCAGUCAGCUCAGCCUGCAGCCUGGGUCCUUGACCUCGGUACAGACAAGGCCUCCAUCCUACUUGAGGUGCUGAAACUCCAAACAGAGAAGAAACCAGUUAGACUGAAGGGCUGGCUAGAAACUGAUAAAAGCAAAAUAGGGAGUUUUCUUCGGUGCCUACCAUACAUUUCACAACUGAGGAUUAUUCCUCAAGAUGAGAGUGAUACAGAGGUGAAGAUGCCUACACUGACUUCUGAGCAACUAAAGAGAUACUUCCUUUUGCACCUGCUUGAUCAUGGAGAUCUGGACAACACUGAGACAGGACAGAGCUCUGUUGAUGAACUGUUGUCAGUUCUUGGGUUUGCUCAUUCAGACGACUCUCCAGAAAGGUGCUUGUUUCUGUUAGAUCUGUUCUCACAUGGGAAAGACUACGAGACUCAAACAGGCAGAAAAGUUUGUCACGCAUUACUUCCUGUUUAUCGGUCAGCCCCUGCAGUCUGGUCCAUAGACCUCUCGGAGAGAAAGGGCUCUCUAAGCUGUGAUGACCAGUUCCAGCUGUCUCUGUGGGGUGCACUCCCUGUCGGCUCAGAAUGGGAUGCACAGCUAGCCUCCUCACUCCUCCAGGCCCUAGACUACACCAUCACAUUGUCAGGGUGGUUGCCCACUGUAACCUGCAAGGCAGUAGGUGCAGUCCUAGGCCAAUCUGCCCCUGGAGAAAAACUCAACGUCAGUCUCAUCCCAGAUAGUAUCUCAUUCCAAGGAGCUGCAUUACUCUUCAAGCAAGUGAAAGAGUUUCACAAACUUAAGGUAAACGAAAUGUCAACAGCAAAGCUGGCCAGAUUGGCAAGGUCAAUGACAUGCCGAAGACCAAUGGUCGUUGAGGAGCUGACUCUGGUCUUGUCUAGGUCAAUUCCAAAAGAAGGGGUGCAGUGUAGAGUGCUCAGUGGUUUAGCUUUACUCCUUAGAGUUUGGACUGUAAGGGUCUUAAAUCUGAUAGACUGUCCAAUCCAGGGUUUCCUUCUCACUACCUUGUUGUGUCAUCAGGGUCCACUCACUAUCAGGCAAGUUUCUAGAUCUUCUUCACACUUGAAAAAAUAUGGACUUUUGUUUUGUGAGGUGUGCUAUUGUUUUGAAAGAUGGGUUUGUGUAUGUUUCCAUGACAGACUGGGUAAGGAGACUCUGCAGCAGCUGGCUGUUGUGGUGUAUGAGGCUCAGGAUGAGGAACUGACCCAAUGCUUUCUGGAAAAGUCGGGUAGUGAUCUGUCUAACUGUACACUGGACUGGGAUGUGCUUCACUACCUUCUGAAGACCACCACACAACCCAUCACCAUCAACCUCAGGAGGAGCAGAAUCAGAGACCAAUACAUACCUUAUCUCCUCCCUUUGCUGAAGAAUGUUCACUUUCAAAGGACAAGCUCCCAGUUUGAGAGGACAGCUCUGAGAGAAAUACAUGAGCAACGUGCUGGUCACUUGGUGAACAGUUUAGUGAAGUCAUCAGAUGACUGGAUCGACCUGAACAACCUGGUUUUGAACCAUGAUGACUGUGAAGCGCUUCGUUUUGCCCUGCACUACAGUGAUGGUGUCAAACUCAACUUGUUGUUGACCAUCAUUCCAAAGGAGGAAAUGGAGAGCAUUCUGACUCUUCUACACAGAGUCUCUGAGCUCAGGGUCGAAAGGAAACUAUUGUUGGAGCUGCUCCAUACCUGUGCAGGAUUGAGAAGGAGGAGAGGAGUGGCACCUACACUCCUGACACUGCUGCAUCACAAACUGGACCUCUCCUGCUCCUCUGCCAUGGACCUGUUUGGGCAGGAGAAGACUGUUUUGAGCCUCAGUUUUGGAGACUGUAGGGUCAUCUCCGCGGCCAUCCAGGAAGCUGAUGGUGACACAGAGCUGAUCCUACACGACUGUCAUGUUGAGGAUGAAGGAAUAGAGGAGCUGUUUCAUGUUUUGCACAGGAUUCAUAUGAGCUUUGGAAAACCUCUUCUGCUGCAACUCCUGCACUUGAUAUUUGUGGAAGAUUGCGACAGGUCAGUGAGGCUUGCUUCAUUACUCUCCAGAGCCCUAGAAAAGAAGGUGGACCUCAGUCAUAGCCCUUUAGACUCGAGGGCCUGUUCAACACUUGCCUUGGUUCUAGAACACUCGGAAGGGCUUUCCGAGCUGGACCUCAGUGACUGUCACCUCACUGACACACACCUGGAUGUGCUGCUCCCACAUCUGCACAAAGUUCAAGUCCUGAAUCUUUGCAAUAAUGAAAUCACCAACAAAGGUGCUGUGAAACUCAACCUAUACAUGAUCGGCAAUAGCUUCACAGAAACUGUAUGGCUCUCCAACAACAUGAUUACUGAGUUUGACAUCUUAUUGGAGGACAACCGCUACAAACUGUGGCCAGCUCAUGUGGAGCCUGGGUGGCACGAUCAGCGCGUUACUUCCCUGGGAUCUACCGCUGUGACAAAUGAGACCUCUAAAAAAAAAACCCUCAUUGAAGAAUUUGACCCUGACAAAACAAUAACAGACAAGAUUACCUACAGGUUCCAGUGUGGGUCUCGUGGCAGGUUUCACUGCAGAGCUACAGGGCUGGUUUUUGGGAUGAGGGGGGCAGGAAUUGUGGAGUACAGUGUGGUCCACUGGGACAGGGAUAUGCUUGCUAACACCAGCUAUGAGCCUGCAGGCCCCCUGUUUCAACUCAGGAGUCCAGAGGGACAUAUGUACCAACUACAUCUACCUCACUGCGAGGUUAAGGUGUCUGCAGCUGAGAACCUUCUUGUGGCCCACAUAUGCAGAAAGAACAGGGAGUUCUUAAUACCCAAGGUGACACACUCACACCUGAUUGUAAGCAUUAGUGGGCUUUCAAAUUAUGGAAAAGCUCGUAAAAAACAAUCCAACAGCAACCGUAUCCAAGGACAGGUGCUACUGUUCCUUGAGCCUGAAGCAACUCCAGAAGAGCAACGGCUCUGGGUGUUCCUGCUGCCCCGAGACAUGCCGCCAGACCAGGUGGAAAAUCAGCACAAAGAGUUCACAUUCAUUAAGACCAGCUCAUCCUGUAUACUGACACCCACAGCCAAAUAUAGUGUGACUUCUGACCUCAAACAAGGCUUUCUUGUUCAACCCAAAAAAUACACUUUGCACAUUGCACAUUGCACAUACCAACACGCCACCUUUGAGGUCUUCUUGAACCGUAGUAUCACAGAACUCAAUAUGAAAAUUCUGGAGACAAAGCUAAAGACGAGGAAACGCUGGUGUCGCCGAGUGAUUCUCAACACACCACGGGAUAAUGCUGCUAAGAUGAAAAGAUUCAAUGAGCAGCAGUGGAUAAAGAACCUGUGUGACAUACUGGGAGAACUGUCAAAGGACCAAAAUAAGAAGCUUAAGUCAAUGAUGAGGAAUAAGGAACAAAAGCCAAUCACCAAGAGUGCUUUGGAGGGACGAAAAAGCCCUGAGGAGCUUGCAGAGCUGAUGGUGGAGACCUGGGGGAUGCAUGACUCCAUCAAGGCCACCAAAGAGUUCAUGGAGAGACUGCCACGCAAUGAUGAUCGAGUGACCUCCUUGCUGCAGCCAUUCUUGUAGCAUUUUGGUAAAGGGUGGGAGAUUAUGGAAGUGUGGUGGCUACCUGCAAAAAACUAUGCGAGUAUGCUCUUACAAGGUCCAAAACUCAGGGAAAAUCAAAUCCAUUGGAAAUGAUGUAAUGAACAGAGCAUUUAGAGAACAACUAUAUUGUAUUGCAGUUGUCUAUAAUUUUGUAAACCUUUUGGGGAAAAAUCAAGUUCAGUUGAACAAUAUUUUGAGAUUUUAUGUAUAUUUCUAUAUUUGAAAACUUUUUUUAAUCACUGAAAUAUGUACAGUAUGACCAACGACAACUUUGUCGUUCAAUGUAUAUUUAUAUUUGUAAACUUUUUUUUCAACCACCAGAAUAAUAUGUAAAGUAUGACCAAUUACUUUUUCUACCUGUUUGAAUCUUGGUGUUGUCUCAUCCACACAUUCUGAUAAAACCAUGAAUCUAAUCCGUGGCCAAUUAUUUUUCUACCCUUUCACUGUCAUAAUGGUACAAAUCUUUGCCGCAAAUCCUAAAACUAGUAUGUAUGAUUAUUGCUAUCCUCAUUUGACAUCAGGAAAGACAAAAAUGCCAAAACCCUCAUCAUUAGUUCUUGAUAUUAACCAAUUGCCUACACUGUUGUGCUUGUUUUUUAAUUUAAUUUUUUUUUUUUUUUAAAUGUGCUUUUCUAUGCAAUAAAGAUUAGUGUACACACUGAGCAAUAACCUACAAUAUUGGUAGGCCUAAACCUAAUAUUUUGUUGAUUAAAUACAUUAUUUAGAUUGUAAAUUGCAAUAUUGAACUCUUCUUAUACAAUAAACUGCAGUCAACAGACUGCACU